Messenger RNA from Aspergillus ruber CBS 135680, 1152 nucleotides. RefSeq lists its product as uncharacterized. Lineage: Eukaryota; Fungi; Ascomycota; Eurotiomycetes; Eurotiales; Aspergillaceae. The transcript has 3 exons. The record is from RefSeq and is a predicted model, not a curated record. Bases 1 to 1152 code for a protein of 383 amino acids. Gene Ontology annotation, molecular function: DNA-binding transcription activator activity, RNA polymerase II-specific; zinc ion binding. Gene Ontology annotation, biological process: regulation of transcription by RNA polymerase II.
AUGCGCAAAGUGCGCCGUAGCCACACGAAGUCCCGGAAGGGCUGUGUGCAGUGCAAGAAUGGUCAUGUGAAGUGCGAUGAGGUGAUGCCCACUUGUGGCUUGUGCCUGAAACGCAAGCAAGAAUGUACCUGGCCGUCUGGCUCCGGAAAUGACACCCACAGCCAGGAAUCCUCCACUCCCAAAGAUGGCAGUGAUGCACAUAUUGGGACGAGUGAGUCGCCAUCGUCCUUUGCUUCGGACCACAUACGGUGUUUGGAGAUGCGCCUGUUCCACCAUUAUAUGGUCGAGACGUACCGCUCGAUGCCGGAGGGUAGACUCACCCAUUAUCACUAUCAAGUGAUUAUUCCAAAAUUUGCAGCCAAUCAUGCGUUUCUGUUGGAUGCUAUGCUGGCCCUGUCGGCUAUGCACCUUGCUUUCUCCGAAACCAACGAGACUCGUUACUGGUUAGAGCUUGGAUUGAAGUAUCAGACCAGUGCUUGCACUUCUCUUAGUCGACUAUUGACAGUUGACGUGACGCCUGAAUAUUUUGGACCGGCCUUUCUUAGCUCUGUAUUUAUUAUGUUAACUGCAACCGCCUAUCCCAGUGUCUCGCGGGACAACAUUGCCUUCAAUGCGCUUUCUCAGGUGCUGGAGAUGCGGCGGUUACUAGCUGGAUGCUCACUUCUGAUGGAGAGAUUGCGAAAUAGCCCCUCACCUGAAAUGAUGCAGUGGUUCAAUGUUCAAGGUUCCGUCCGAAAGGAUGAUUCCCCAAGAGAAAAUGCCCUCAGUGAUUCACUUCAACGAUUAUAUCCGCUCAUCGAGAGUUGCAGCGAUUUCCGGAGAAGUCCCUACAAGAAUACAUGGGACUUGUUGAGCGAUUCCGUUCAUAGUUGGCCAAUGUACGGUGCUCGAGGUGGUUUUAUAGCAUUGCCGAUUCAUGUCAGCGAUUCCUUCCUCACCUUACUGCAGGAGGACGAUUGGAUGGCUCGUAUCUUAUUUCUACACUACGGUGUAGGUCUGCAGCUCCUCUCAGACCGAUGGUAUGUUGGCGAUUGGGGACAACGUAUGGUGGCUUCGAUUGUGGAAUCUAUGGAAAGCGAGAUCCCACCUGAAUGGGUGAGCGUCGUGACGUGGGCGAGAAUGGCAGUCGGGCUAGAUGCUACUGUGCCGUGA